Molecule: messenger RNA, 1820 nt
Organism: Closterium sp. NIES-67
Lineage: Eukaryota; Viridiplantae; Streptophyta; Zygnematophyceae; Desmidiales; Closteriaceae
Source: the annotation of a GenBank genome assembly
CGACCAUUUUUGGAACUGUAGAGUAUUUUCACGGUCUACCUUUUUGUGCUGUCUGAUUUGCUAUAAAGUUUUCCAGAAACGCUGCAUAUCUGCUAGAAAGUUUUCCUGCGAUAUUCCCAAGGGCUCUCGGAUCAGUGAUCACAGUUCAUUCGCUCAGAGAGCACACUUUGUCAGAGAGCUCUUCCUGAACGGUAAUUGGUGGUACUGUAUCUCGGGCAAACCAUUUCCUCGGGAACUCCGAGCUGUCAGCUGCUCGUCCCGCAUUCACUGGUUGCUGUGCGCAAACCCGGCGAAGUUGCCAUAGGCGCUGCUCGCAGGUGCUGGUUCUAGAGCCGUAAUAUUGUCAACUAGAACCUGCUUUUCCCGUUCCUACGUCGCUGCUGCCUCCUCAGAAAGCGAGAUCGUGUCCGAUACAACUAUGGCUACCGCCAGCAAUGCGCUUUCAGGCCACCAUGGUCUUAGGCUCGGACGCCUGCAGAAGGAUCAAAAGGCUUCUCUCCUAUCGCUCCGCCAUGAUCGGAAAGCGUCGUUUUCCGGAUCAGGGAAAAUGCAAGCCUCUUCGUCUCGGUCUCUUCGCCUCGUGGCCACAGCGACUGUCCCGCAGUCCCAAGCCACCAGCCUCCAGUCCCCGUCGGCGCUAGCAAUCAACGAGGACGCGCCGAUCAACUUCGACGACCUGGGCUUCGGGCUGGUGGAGACGGACUACAUGUUCGUCGCCAAGUGCGCGCGCGGAGAGGAGUGGGAGGCGGGCGAGCUGCGGCCAUACGGCAACCUCGAGAUGAGCCCUGCCGCUGGCGUGCUCAACUACGGCCAGGGCGUGUUCGAGGGCAUGAAGGCGUACCGCACAGCGGACGGGCGCGUGCUGCUCUUCCGCCCGCGGGCGAACGCCAAGCGCAUGCAGGAGAGCGCGGACCGCCUCAGCAUGCCCGCGCCCCCCGUGGAGCAGUUUGUGAAGGCCGUUGAAGACACUGUUCUGGCCAACCUGCGAUGGGUGCCGCCGUGUGGCAAGGGCGCGCUGUACAUCCGGCCGCUGCUGGUGGGGUCGGGGCCGGUGCUGGGGCUGGCGCCAGCGCCCGAGUAUUCCUUCCUCAUCUACGUCUCGCCCGUGGGCAACUACUUCAAGGGCGCCACGCUCACGCCCAUCUCCCUGAAAGUGGAGGAGCACUACCACCGUGCUGCCCCUGGCGGCACUGGCAGCGCCAAGGCCAUUGGGAAUUACUCACCGGUGCUCAAGACUCAAAUCGCGGCAAAGCAAGAUGGAUUCUCGGAUGUGGUCUACUUGGACGCACAAGAGAACAAGUACAUUGAGGAGGUGUCAUCAUGCAACAUCUUCGUUGUGAAGGACAACGUGAUUUCCACACCGGAUCUAAGGGGCACCAUCCUUGCCGGCAUCACUCGCCGCAGCAUCCUUGAGCUCGCACAGGCGCUGGGUUACAAGGCGGAGGAGCGCCAGGUGUCGAUUGAGGAUUUGCUGGGUGCGGAUGAGGUGUUCUGCACAGGGACAGCUGUCGUGCUCUCUCCUGUGGGCGCUGUGACCUUCAGAGGGGAAAAGACGACAUUCGGCAGCGGAGAGGCAGGGAAGGUUUCGCAGCUGCUGUACGAGCGGCUCACAAACAUUCAGAAGGGCGUGGAUCAGGACACAAUGGGAUGGACGGUUCAGAUUGCGUAGAUGCCAUGGCCUUUGUGCUUGUUAGAUUGUGCCUUAUGUGCUUCCAAAGGCUCCUCUUACAGUUGCAUGUGAUGAGAAGUGCCCUACCGAUGUAUGCAUUGAAACGGCUACGAGUGGAAAUGCUGAAGAACAAUAAGUUGCAAACAAUAAU